GGGGGCCUGCAUCUGACGAGGAAGCACUGAAAGAGAUGCCUUAUUCCGGACUAACGCAGAGGAGCUACAGAGGAACCUUUCUGAGUUCUACUGCGAACACUAUGCAUUUCCUCUUUAUUUUAUUCUUCUGCCUAGGGGUGAACACAGAGUCCACCCGCACCGCGCCGACGGAGGAUGCUGUUACUUCAUACAGUGUUCAAAUACACAAAGGUGGCGUUGUUAAAGAGUUUGAAAUCCUGAAUCGCCAGAAAAAGGAGUUUUCAUGUAUAAUGAAUGACAUACCAAGUAAACCCACAACCAUAACUGGCUAUUGGAAAAAAAAUGGUGCUAAAAUUGAAAGCUCCGAACAAACUGUACAGAGAAACAACAACCAGUAUAUGCUUAACAGAACCUUCGACAUUCAAGACUUAGGAAAUUAUUCAUGCAUCUUCAGUCUUCCAGAAAAUGAACCGCAGGCUACUUUUGUUUUUAAAGUUCCUGCAAUUAAAGAGCGAGAUAAGCCCAUUGUGAGCUAUAUUGGGGAUUCAGUCAUACUGGACUGCCACAUGGAACACAGCAAGGACCAUGGACCAGACACCUGGAAUUGGUACAAAGUCAAUGGCACCGAAAAGGAACUCCUAAACGUCACCGCUGAGCCCACAAAGUACCACCUUGACUCGUCGAAAAACAAGACCAAGCUGAUUGUGCUGAACCUGACUAAGGAAGACUCCGGAAAAUACGUCUGCAGCGCGGUGUUCAACAUCAGCCAGACGGACUCCCGUGUGGAGCUGAAGGUUUUGUCCUUCACUGAGCCUCUCAAGCCUUUCCUCGCCAUCGCGGUUGAAGUCGUCGUCCUCAUCACGCUCAUUCUUCUGUAUGAGAAGAAGACCCACCGUCGGGGCGACUCAGAAACCACAGAGAAUGGACCGCAGCCUGAACAGGCGAGUAAACUAACGCAAGACGAGACGAACGGAAUGGAUGGAGGAAGCACCACAAGACAGAGAAAAGUUGAUCAGUGAGGAUAGCACUGAUUCGUUCAGUAAACCAGCUGUGUAUCAUUUAAAUUAAUCAUAUACUAACAGUUGAGGAAAAUAUUCUCAUCCUCUUAGGUGCUGAAGUUAGUAGGGUGACGCUUUCUGAAUGUGUUCUAUCAAGCACCUUAACUCUGCAUGUUUGCUCAGAUCAAGUAUAUUGAGCAAUACAUUAUAUACUAAUAAUAACACAAACUGCAUAUUGUGUAAAUGUUUCCAACGAUAUAACAUCUAUAAAUGUGCUCUUGUUUGAAGUGUUAAAUAGUGGUCCACUGGGUUCCUACACUCAAGGCGUUUUUCAAAUCCAAGUACUUUCAAAUAUCUGGUAGAGAUAAUAUAUACAGUAGUGUGCAAAAUUCUGAUUUAAAAUCUUAAGCAAUAAGUGUGUUUUUGUUUGUAAAAUCACCAUACAUCAUUUGAAUAUAUGCAAUUAAACAUAAAUACAGUCAAAUGUAAUUGAGAUAAGAUUUUGUUUUUUUUUUAAAAUAAAAGUAGAUUAUAUCUGGUGAGUUACUUUGAAGAACAAAGUUUAGUUCCAGAUUUGUCAUUGAUGCCCCCAGCUACCAUACAGAAUUCCAUCACCAGCACACUUGAUUUGACAUAAUGAAGUACUGAUUAGUCAAACUAGGUUCUAAAUGACAACUACAAUCCAAAACACAUUGAUAAACACAAAAAAACACUACUUAUAGUAUUAAUAUAUUUGUAUUCAUACACAUGCAC
Molecule: messenger RNA, 1730 nt
Organism: Colossoma macropomum (tambaqui)
Lineage: Eukaryota; Metazoa; Chordata; Actinopteri; Characiformes; Serrasalmidae
Gene: emb
Product: embigin
Exons: 8
Coding region: 36-998 (320 amino acids)
Source: RefSeq, a predicted model, not a curated record